UCACGACUUCACUUCACUGUUUCCAUGAAGGAAUUUGUGAGCAGGUCGACGUGAACAGAAACGGAGAGUCCUUCUCUACCAACAGCCGCAGACAGGAGGGUUUUAAACGCACAACUCUCAGCACCUCCGAGUGCAGGAAACAGCGCAGAGAGUCGACAGACUGCAACAACCAAUUGCUUCUUGGACUUUUCUUAUUUUGAACCACCGACUGCUGGAAGCUCCCCCCACUGUCACCAUGAGCGCGUGCGGCAGGAAGGCCCUGACAUUGCUGAGCAGUGUCUUUGCAAUCAGCGGCCUGGGGCUGCUUGGAGUGGCAGUCAGUACAGACUACUGGUUGUACCUGGAGGAGGGCGUCAUUAUGCCUCUGAACCAGAGCACUGACAUCAAGACCUCACUGCACUCUGGCCUUUGGAGAGUUUGCUUCCUGGCUGGUGAAGAGUCUGGUCGCUGCUUCACCAUUGCAUACAUCAUGCCCAUGAAUGUCCAGCUGACAUCAGAGUCCACAGUAAAUGUACUCAAGAUGAUCCGCUCAGCCACUCCAUUCCCCCUGGUCAGCCUCUUCUUCAUGUUCAUCGGCUUUGUCCUCAACAAUGUUGGGCACGUUCGGCCUCACCGCACCAUCCUGGCGUUUGUCUCGGGAAUCUUCUUCAUCCUCUCGGGUCUGGCUCUGGUGGUGGGUCUGGUGCUGUACAUCUCCAGUAUAAAUGAUGAAAUGCUGAACAGGACUAAGAGCAGUGAGGCCUAUUUUGCUUAUAAGUACGGUUGGUCCUUUGCCUUCGCUGCGAUCUCCUUCCUGCUCACAGAGAGUGCAGGAGUCAUGUCAGUCUACUUGUUCAUGAAGCGCUACACAGCAGAGGAGAUCUACCAGCCUCAUCACCCCAGUUUCUACCGCCCACGUCUCAGCAACUGCUCCGACCACUCCGGCCAGUUCCUCCACCCAGAGGCCUGGUCACGUGGCCGAAGUCCCUCUGACAUCUCAAGUGAAGCUUCGCUCCAGAUGAGCACCAGCUACCCAGCUCUCCUAAAAUGCCCCGACUAUGAUCAGGUCUCCUCUUCACCCUGCUGAGUCUUCACAACAAAAGCCACCUAAAGGUGACUAAAGAGUCAGUGAAGGAUCACAUAAGGUCAAGUAAGGACUGUUUUCUUUCAAGAAAAAUACACAGUAUAGAUAUUUAACUGUGAGUUUGAUGUUUUUCAGGGGAGGGAAAUGUGCAGUUUUGACUGUGGCCUGAAGGCUUUGGAAAUCUGUCCUUUUGCUAGUGACUGUUGAGUCCAAUGCUGUUUGGGAAUUUGUUGUAGCACAACCUCUGUUUUCAAUAGACGGAAGCAAAGCCUGCAGGAUUUAGUAAAAACAAUAUGGUUAUGGUGUUACUCUUUCUGCAAAAAGUUAAAUACCUUUAGAAGUUUACCUGAAAGGGUAAAGUGUUCUGUGUUAAAUUGUUUGUGCAUUUAACCCUCUAGUGCCUCAUAGCUGUUUCUCUUUUUGUGAAUAUCUUGGAAUCCCCAUUUUGCAAUAAAUAUCUCUUAUGCUUUAAGACAUUUUCCUUCUAGCACAAAAAUCUACAGGAGUUAAAAAAAAAACAAAAAACCUCUCACAUUAGCAAGACUUAAACCUUUCUCCCACAGCAAAGACUGUGAUGCGUGCCAUUAAAGGAUGAUCAUCAGCUUAGCAUGUUGCUGUCCUGGAAGGAAAUGGGAUCAGAAAUUCUCUCAAACCUCCUGAAGUGUCAUUGGUUUUACUUGUUGUUUUGUCUCUAACAUCCUGACUCUGAAGGAAAGAAGACAAAUCCCCCCGAUGGUCAUAACACUGAGACAUGAUGAGAAUGUUACUUUCCCUGUGUUGUCAAAUGAGGACUUUUCCGGUCUCAGCAGAGACCCUAGUAAAUGAGUACAUCCAGACUGGUUUUAUAUAUUUUUUUUAUAUGUACAGCUGUUGGACAUCAUAUGAAUUCAUGGCAAGAGUUGAUGUAAAGAUACCGCAUAUGAAUUUCUGUUGUUCUGCGUGCUGAUGUAGCUACACUGAGAAGAAAUCGUUUGUAAAAUAAAUCUCUGCCAUCGAA
Messenger RNA from Scatophagus argus, 2060 nucleotides. RefSeq names its product calcium channel, voltage-dependent, gamma subunit 5b (gene cacng5b). Gene Ontology annotation, cellular component: AMPA glutamate receptor complex; postsynaptic density membrane. Gene Ontology annotation, biological process: calcium ion transport; regulation of AMPA receptor activity; postsynaptic neurotransmitter receptor diffusion trapping. The record is from RefSeq and is a predicted model, not a curated record. Gene Ontology annotation, molecular function: voltage-gated calcium channel activity; channel regulator activity. The transcript has 6 exons. NCBI's taxonomy places the organism in Eukaryota, Metazoa, Chordata, Actinopteri, Scatophagidae. Bases 236 to 1066 code for a protein of 276 amino acids.